Molecule: messenger RNA, 1101 nt
Organism: Rotaria sp. Silwood2
Lineage: Eukaryota; Metazoa; Rotifera; Eurotatoria; Philodinida; Philodinidae
Source: the annotation of a GenBank genome assembly
AUGAAAGGAAACAUCUCAAAAAACACUAGAAUUAUUCAAACGUUGGAUGCUGUAUUGAGUUUAUGUCAACAAAUUGGAAAGAAGACAGGAAUUCAUUCUCAUAUAAUGAUGAAUGCAGCUGGAUUUCAAUACACAAACGUUGCUGAUACAGCAUAUUGUGAGCAUUGUCACCUUGAAGUUUCUCAUUGGACAGCAACAAUGCAACCUUUUUCGAUACAUGCUGAACGUGCUCCACAGUGCCCCUUCGUUGUUGCUGUUAAACAAUCGGAUAAGAGCUCUUUCGCCAUGUCAUUGUCUUUCUCAACUUUUACCACUUCAAAUCUAACAACAUCCGACGGCGCCGAGGAGGGACAGCCAGUCAAACGUCAGAAGAUCGAAAAGACCACUAUAAGUAGUGGUCCAUUGAGUUUAAAAGAAACGAAUAGCCUUCGAUGCGCACGUCGUAGAACAUUUUCACAUUGGCCUCAUCAAAGAUCACCAUCAGCAAUACAAAUGAUUGAAGCAGGCUUUUUCUGCUGCAAUGUUGGCGAUCGAGUCAUCUAUAAUGAUUUUGUCUCGGAUUGUGAUCUUUUCGUUGCUUGUCUCAUUCUUCAAAAUCAGAUUGAAUAUAUUAAUGGUAAGAAGGAAAACAUAAUAAUUCCAAGCUUAGAAAUACGCAAAAUACGUGAACGACAACAACAACAACAUCAACCUGGUAUUGUAUACUAUCCUAUCAAUCUUUGCUAUUACUUGAAGACCGAUUUUCGUAUAGGAAAUCCUGACAUAUCGUCUAGUGCAACUAUUUCUUCAAACGUUUCAAAUAUUGAAACAGUAGGCCUAUCAUCCUCAUCGAAUUCUAGGAAAACUACUGAAGCACCAAUGCCAACAGUUAGUCAGCAAGCUCAUUCAACCAAUACAUCCUCAACAAAUCAAGUUCCUCAACCAAACCCACCACUCGAUUCAACAAUACCUAAUGCAUGCGUACUCUGUCGUCGUGAAGAAAAACGUCUUGCAUGCAUUCCAUGUGGUCAUCUGGUCGUAUGCGUUUCUUGCGGAAACUCUAUUCGAUCAUGCCCAGCAUGUAGACAAGAGAUAGAAGCUUUUGUUCGUAUCUAUAUUUAA